AUGCUUAGUCAUAUUUCCUGCAGUUAUUUAUGCAUCACGUUUGGUCUAAAUAAGUCCGUCGGCAAAGUCCCCUCUGACAGUGCUGAGAUGGCGAGAGCGAUAGCACACCGUUCAGCACACAUGGCCUUCAUCAGUCGGCAAGUGGAGGAACGGAAAAAUGAGCUCGAUCGAUCACAUACCCAACCGAAGGAGCCAAUAAAUGAUCGUUCCACGGAUCGCGACUUUCAGUUCCAACAUGACUCAUCCAGCCCAGCCCAGCCACUCGAGAAUUUCGCCAUACGAUCCCGCCCCAAGCUCAAACUCAGUCGACUUCCCGCUCAAUCAUCUACACUGCGAUUAAGCGAGAUGGCGGACGGCGGUGAUCCCUAA
Messenger RNA from Pseudocercospora fijiensis CIRAD86, 369 nucleotides. RefSeq lists its product as uncharacterized. The record is from RefSeq and is a predicted model, not a curated record. NCBI's taxonomy places the organism in Eukaryota, Fungi, Ascomycota, Dothideomycetes, Mycosphaerellales, Mycosphaerellaceae. Bases 1 to 369 code for a protein of 122 amino acids. The transcript is spliced from 5 exons.